CGUGAAACAAUAGAGAAUGUGUGAACAGCUUUUUCAGCUAUGUUUGCUUUACACGAAUUUAUAAUAACAUUUAUAAUAACGUGCCUCUCUAUGUAGCGUUUAGAAUAGGAAGAAUUGAAUUCGUGGUGGACGAAUAUGAAUUUUUUAAAGUUUUGUGUUGUUUUAUGUUUGCAUACUGUCGUAUCGACGUUUGGUCAAAAUAAUGGACAAAAUGUGCUUUAUGAACAGCCCACAAAGAAUAUUGUCUUCCAAACAAAUAGUGGACCUUCCAAUGGAGAUCGUCUACUCCAAAAUCCAGAAGGAACAAUACUAAGGCGUACUUUGCUACAAGAUAUGAAAGGGGAGCCUAGUAAAAACUUGCAAAAUGAAGGAUUGACCCGUCGCUUAUAUCAGACUAGAAGAACUGAAGACAAUAUUCAGUUUGCAUCUGAAAGUGCAAAGCCAAAUACUUAUAAAAAGCGGGAAUAUUUAAAUCCAAACAGAAAAGUAAUCAAUUAUAAUUACCAUAACCAACCGAACAUUAAACAACUACCCUUGAAUCUAGAGAAGGAAACUAGGUUAGAUUUACAAGGAAUAUCUUUGGAGAAUAAAAAUUUAUUAAUGAGCACUUCGUCACUGGGAAGUCCUCUGGAGCGGCAAUUACCCUCAGUAACAAAUUUGAAAUCGAAUGAAGAUAGGUUUAAUUCUAUACCAAUACACUUUAUAAAUAAAGCAAAAGAACUGUACAGUCUUCACUCAUCUGCUAAAAAUUUAAAACGGUACAUGAUAGUACACUCUGACGGAACUGUCGAGCAUAUUGAUAACUUGGAGAUGAUUGCUGAUAAGCAUCCUAAUAAUUAUAUUAUGAUCAAAUCUACGGAUUUUGAUAAAUACGCUCAAACUGAUAAAAAGAAUUUGCCUACAUCGAUAUCCGAAAACCAAUCAGGUGUUCUAUCUACGAAUGCACAUCAUUCAGCAAUCCCAUUAACUAAGCAAAAAGCAAAACAAGAAGUUUUUCCUAAAACAUCUAAAAAUAAAGAUAUAGAUGUAAUAAAACCUGAUCAAAAGGCAGGAUUAUUGUCAGAACUUUCCCCUGUAAAAGAAACCCUAUCAAGAAUACCACUUAAAACGUAUGCAUCAGAUAGCACACCGAAACAAGAUUUAACAAAAAAGAUACCGACUCAAAAACACAUACCACAGGAAAACUCAGUACCCAGAAAUUUAAGCAGACCUGUGAAAAAUAAUACAACUGCCACGCCUUUAGAAAAAAAAUCGAAGGACGAAGAUAAAAACAAUAAUAAAAUUUCAUCUAGUUGGAUCCCAGUAGAUAUUAAGGAAGAUAAAACAGACAAUAAUAAUAUCACAUCAUGCCCACCAGACUCUCCAACACCAAUUUCUGAAAACAUAGACUAUUCUGGGAUUUGGUUUACAGACAGAGAUUUUUGGGAUAAACUACAAAAUGACACACGUAAUAUCCUUUAUUUUUUUUUCGUCCCACCAUCGCCACAGGUGAAAAAGGAGACGAAGAUUACAGUAUACUCUAAUGGCACUGAAGUUGAAGAAACAAUCGAAAUAGUUGAUGAUGAAGACGGCAUUCCUCAAGCGUUGAAGUCGACGAAGGUAACGCACGCAACGGAAGACACAAAGGCUUAAAAAAUUUAAACCCAUAACUAGAAGUCAAG
Molecule: messenger RNA, 1661 nt
Organism: Maniola jurtina (meadow brown)
Lineage: Eukaryota; Metazoa; Arthropoda; Insecta; Lepidoptera; Nymphalidae
Exons: 5
Coding region: 136-1632 (498 amino acids)
Source: RefSeq, a predicted model, not a curated record